Messenger RNA from Magallana angulata, 1700 nucleotides. RefSeq lists its product as uncharacterized. The record is from RefSeq and is a predicted model, not a curated record. Lineage: Eukaryota; Metazoa; Mollusca; Bivalvia; Ostreida; Ostreidae. Bases 404 to 1570 code for a protein of 388 amino acids. The transcript is spliced from 2 exons.
AAGAAUUCCAAAUGUACGUGCGGUUCCAGAGAACAACUUUAAAAAAAAUCGCGUUUUGUUUCAUUUAAAUUUUAAAGUAAGUUCUAUCGUUCCGUCAUAGAGUUUCUUUAUUUUUUUACUUUUACGUUUGUAAAGAGACGUAUAAUAAGCUGUUUUAAAAAUAUUUUACCACCUUUCCGUAUCGCUUGUUCAUUGUCAUUGUGCUUUCUAUGUAAUUAAUGGCAUUGUUUGGAAAUCCCAUUCCAAAUACUGGAAGAAAGGGUCUGAUCUUAAGUGUGCACAAUGGCAUUGCAGGCGAGGUGGGAUUUUUUUUUUCUGGUUGUCAUGUGGACUUUGUUACGAAAUUUGGAUAAAUGGUUCCAUGCAGUGCAAUUUAAAAGUGCACUCCGUGUAGAGUAAUAAAAUGGGAACUAAAGUGAAAUUUCAAUUGACUCCCGAUAUCAUCACGUUUGAUCCUACAAGGCCGUGUGACAAUCAGUUAAAUCGUUCUAAAACAGUUCCCACUAUGGUCACUUCCUCUGCGCAGCUUCCGGAGAAAGUCAGCAUAAGUGUGGAUGACAUAUACAAUUUAGCAGAACGGGAGCGCUUGUGUUAUUCUGCCAGGGGAAGGCGUAACGCGGUGACAAAAGCACAGAAAAAAGCAUACAAAGUGGACGAAGUCUACAGGUCCCGCCCUCACACCAGCGCCAGCGGCUACAUAGACUCUUACAGAAGAGAUGUCAUCACGCCGACCAAAAGCAUUCGCAGUGAGCCGCUGCCUUCGAGAGUGUCUUCUCGAGCUGGACGAGACUUCGAGGACGAGGAGGAAGCGGAAGUGUAUCCAUUAAACUAUAUCAAUGCCCCUUCCGUCUGUUGUGAGGUUAUUGGACCCCAAGCCUGUGAGGAAUGUCGUAGGGUUCAACGGAGGCAGCACGAGAGAGAAAAAUUCGAGGCUCGAUUUUCGAAUGUAUUGGUGUCCGACCAUAAUAUAACUACCUGUGCUUUUUUACAGCGGUAUCUUCCACAUUUGUCGAAGGAAGAUAUUUUAGUGAAGCUAGCAAGAGGAGAUAUAGCCAAACCUAACGUUUUAUCGCGAUCUCAGAGCUUAUUAGAAAGAAAGUCAACUGAAAAAGACAAUGUUUAUUCGAAACGGUCACGUGAGACCAGUAAUAUUGAACGCGCGAAACAGUCCAUGAUUCAGAAAAAGAUCAAAUCUAUGUUUUUCGUCAAUAUAAUGGAUUUAAACACGAAAAUCAACUCAGGGAGAGUAUCUCGUUCGCUCGGAUUUCACUGCCAACCUUCAACUAACAAGAAAAUUAUACCUGAAUACCAGAGUCCUUUUCCUUCCUUUGUCAGCCCAAGAAAGGUCAGUUUUAUAUCUGAGGCAAGUGGGAAGAAAUUUCAUUACGAGCCUCCUCUUCUUCCGAAGGAAAACCAAAUCCAAGAACCCGGAUUUUUCGCUGGUUCUGAGAGUACGUACGUUUUACCUGAGCGUCUUCCAGAUACCAUUGAAUUUGUUCAAGACGGGAAAACCGUCAAACGAUGUGUCUCAACUUUAUCCGAGAAUGAAAAUGAGGCGGAAGAAAUUUGAGCCAUGUUAACGAAUGAAAACGAACGAAGCGAUUUGGACGAAGAUAAAGCGAUAUAAUAAAUGUCACCAAAACCUAGGAUUAAAGUUAACUUUGUUAUGCUGUCUGUAUCAUUUCAUUGAUUUAUUUUUU